UUUUUGUCGCUACACGUUACAUUAAAAAAAACAUUUAAAAAUAUAAGAUGCAGCUCACGCGAUUAUGCACGCCUAGAAAGAUCUCUCCACUUGAUGAUCUCUUCUCUUCCUUGUCCGAAAAAGAUAUCCACAACCAAACUCCGAUUGUUUCCCAGUUUUCUAUCGAGACAUAGAUGGCAUCCUUUAAGAUGAUGUCUUCUUCCACAUCCAGAAACUCCGAUCUCUCUCGCCGCAACUCCUCCUCCGCCUCGUCUUCUCCCACCGUAAGAUCCAACCAUCUCAGACGAGAUCCUCACGCCGAUCACUCCAAGAUCACUUUCGCUUACGGAGGAGGGAACGACGCGACGCUUCACGAUUACAACUUCGCGUCUGAUUCGUUGGAUGUUGAUCGGAGCAACGGAGACAGGAACAGCGUCAACGGAGGAGGGAGGAAGAGUGUGGACGACGUCUGGAAAGAGAUUGUGUCAGGAGAGAAGAAGACGGUCUUGAAGGAGGAGGCGCAAGAUGAGUACAUGAUGACGCUUGAGGACUUCUUAGCGCAAGCAGCGGAGAUGAACGGUAAUGAUGAUGAAAUCGAUGUGAAGAUUCCGAUGAAUACAUUCGAUUAUCCGAAGAUGCCUCAGCAGCAGCACAAUCAGGUUGAGAUGGUUGAAGGAUCGACGAGGAGAAAGAGAGGGAGAGUGAUGGUGGAGGCGAUGGACAAAGCAGCGGCGCAGAGGCAGAAGAGGAUGAUCAAGAACCGUGAGUCUGCCGCGAGGUCGAGAGAGAGGAAGCAGGCGUAUCAAGUGGAGCUGGAGACUCUGGCUGCGAAGCUAGAGCGAGAGAACGAGCAGCUUUUGAAGGAGAUUGAAGAGAAGACCAGAGAGAGAUACAAGAAUCUUAUGGAGCAGUUGAUUCCUGUUGAUGAUGAGAAACGAAAACCAUCGUCGUCGGCGUCGAGGUCGUUAAGCAGGAGCCACUCUUGGGAAUGGUAAAAAGAGUUAUUUAAUUAAAGUCUUUUGGUAAGUGGUGAAAUAAUGAUUUGAUGUAGUAUGGCUUUUGUAUAUGUAAAUAAAACAUAUGGACUUGAUUACUAUAUAAAUAAUAUGUAAUCGAUAUAUAUAGUAACGUGAUGGUUGUAUGGUUAGUGAUAUCUAUAGUUCUUACCUUUAA
Messenger RNA from Brassica oleracea var. oleracea, 1152 nucleotides. RefSeq names its product G-box-binding factor 4. The coding region runs from base 174 to 974 and encodes 266 amino acids. Gene Ontology annotation, biological process: positive regulation of DNA-templated transcription. The record is from RefSeq and is a predicted model, not a curated record. Gene Ontology annotation, cellular component: nucleus. Lineage: Eukaryota; Viridiplantae; Streptophyta; Magnoliopsida; Brassicales; Brassicaceae. The transcript has a single exon. Gene Ontology annotation, molecular function: DNA-binding transcription factor activity.